CCCUCCAUCCAUCCCUCCAUCCCUCCCUCCAUCCAUCCACCCCGCGGAGGGGGCGCAGCGGGGGCGGCGCAGGCGGAGCGGGGCCGCCCCCGCGGAAGGAACGCGCCGCCCCCGCCGCCCCGCGCCGCCCGCAGAGGGCGCUGCUGCCGCCGCCGCCAACUCCGCGCUCCGCUCCGCGCUCCGCUCCGCGCCCGCCGGGCCAGCGCAGCCCCCGCUCGGAGCCGCGCUCGGAGCCCCUCGGAGCCCCGCACGGCCCCGCACGGCUCCGGCCGAGCCCCGCGGCCCCCGGGGGUGGGCGAGCGGGCGUGGGGAAUGGAGACGCCCGACAGCAUCCUCGGGGCCGUGUGACAGCCAGCGGCGCUCGCACAGCCGGAGCGCACGGAGCCGGAGCCCCGCAGCGCCGGGCAGAGCCGCCCUGCCCCGUCCCGUCCCGCGGGGAGCCGGCAUGGAGUGACAGCAGCCGCCAGGAGAAGCCCCAAAGAGAAACAGAGAUGGCCAAAUUGACAGAGUCGAUGACCAACGUCCUGGAAGAAGACUCAAUGGAGCAGGACAUCGAGAGCCCUGUCACAAUCCAUCAACCAAAGUUGCCCAAACAAGCGCGAGAGGAUCUGCCAAAAAACAUCAGCAAGGAAUGCGCCAAGAGGAAAAUCCAGAGGUACGUUCGGAAAGAUGGGAAAUGCAACGUCCACCACGGGAAUGUCAGAGAGACUUACCGGUACUUGACUGACAUCUUCACCACCCUGGUGGAUCUCAAGUGGAGGUUCAACCUGCUGAUCUUUGUCAUGGUUUACACGGUGACCUGGCUCUUCUUCGGCAUGAUCUGGUGGCUCAUUGCCUACAUGCGAGGGGACAUGGAUCACAUAGGGGACAGCACGUGGACCCCCUGCGUCAGCAACCUCAAUGGGUUUGUCUCAGCCUUUUUAUUCUCAAUCGAGACCGAAACCACCAUUGGGUACGGUUACCGGGUCAUCACGGACAAGUGUCCCGAGGGAAUUAUCCUGCUUUUAGUGCAGUCUGUCCUAGGUUCUAUCGUCAACGCCUUCAUGGUUGGCUGCAUGUUUGUGAAAAUAUCCCAACCCAAGAAGAGGGCAGAAACCUUGGUUUUUUCUACAAACGCAGUCAUUUCCAUGCGGGAUGGAAAGCUGUGUCUGAUGUUCCGAGUAGGAGACCUUAGGAAUUCACACAUUGUAGAGGCAUCAAUACGAGCCAAGUUGAUCAAAUCCAAACAGACAAAGGAGGGGGAAUUUAUACCACUCAACCAGACAGAUAUCAACGUAGGUUAUUACACAGGGGAUGAUCGUCUCUUUUUGGUUUCACCACUGAUCAUCAGCCAUGAGAUUAACCAGCAGAGUCCUUUCUGGGAGAUUUCCAAAGCCCAGUUGCCCAAAGAGGAGCUAGAAAUUGUUGUAAUCCUAGAAGGAAUGGUGGAGGCAACAGGGAUGACGUGCCAGGCCCGCAGCUCCUACAUCACCAGUGAGAUCCUCUGGGGCUAUCGCUUCACGCCCGUGCUCACGCUGGAGGACGGGUUUUACGAGGUUGACUACAACAGUUUUCACGAAACCUACGAGACCAACACCCCCGUUUACAGUGCCAAAGAGCUGGCGGAGAUGGCCAGCCGAGCAGAACUGCCCCUGACCUGGUCUGUUUCCAGCAAGCUGGACCAACACGCCGAGCUGGAAACGGAGGAGGAGGAGAAGAACCAAGAAGACCAAAACGAAAGAAACGGAGACGUGGCCAACUUGGAGAAUGAGUCCAAAGUGUAGGACCAGGGAGAAAUAAAGGCCACCUCCUUUAUCUCCUGCCUCUCUGCUCCCUGUUCCUUUCUGCGACACGCCUUUAAUUUUUUUUUCUCUUCCUGUUAUUGGUAACUCACGGAAAAUAAACAUUUUAGAUGAAAAAUCCCAACUUCAACCCCAGACUAAGCCAAGGCGUGGGUAAAAGCUGCAGCACCCACCAGGGAUGGUGGAAUCUCCCCCUGGCAGUGACUGGUGGCCCCUCUCCAGUGCAGACCUCCAGGUUUUUCCACAUCAACCACACAAAAACCAAUCUCUGAACGCAGAGGAAAUGGAUGCAAGGGAUUUUAAAAGGAAAGACUAAUUCAUGCCCAUCAAAGAAAUGGGCCUUGACUGAGUUUUUAUGUAUUUCAGGACACUUUCACAGACUGGGUGACAGUGGAAUGGGCCUUGCAGCUUUAAGAGGAAGGUGAGCAGAGGGACCUGCAAUCCCCCACGACCCUGUACAUAUGCCUUAUGUAACUAUUUCUCUCUACAUUUAGUAAUAAACGCCGCAUGUACAAAAGUACUGUAGUAAAGAACUUCUAAAUAAUGUACACAGCUGUGUAAUUAAUGUAGGUUUAGAAACAGAGCUCUAGAAAUAUUGGGAUGCAAAAACCAACUACCCGUCGAGUAGGCAUUUCUCUUCAAAUAUUUGCAGUGUAAAAUUGAUUUUAAUUUGUUUUUCUUUCCCCUCCCCUCUAUGACUCUUCGAGUGGGUAACAUUUUCUUCAGUGUACCAGACUGGCAGCUAUUUAGAGUACCUCACUGUUGGCCAAACAGAUUGUUUCACUCACUCUAAAAAGCCAUAAGUCUGGGAGAGGGCAGGGUAGAGAAUUGUCCUCCUGACAUACUGUGAAAAUGUUUACAAAUAAGGCAAAACCCUUCCUGGUUCCUGUUUUCUGGGGGCAGUUCAACUGAAAAAUUGAGGCUGUGGCAAACUCAUGGCUAACCAGAAUUUCCUGUGUACUCUCCAUAGAGCAAGCAUGUGUCAUGUGGAGGUGUUAUCCUUAACGUGCAAUAUCCAGGGAAUCUGCUCCCGUGGGAUCUCAGUGGAGCAGUCUACUACACACAAAAAAUACCCACACACACACAAGCCAUUGAAAAAUGAAUGUUGCACCUCAGCCAGUAGAUUUUAGCUACUUCAGCUGGGAAAGAAGCAGCUGGAUUUCGUGUGGAGCUGGAAUCCGUGACGUUUGCAAUGUGCUGGUGCUGAGGGCGCGGGGGGCACGACGUCCCUGGGGGUGUCCUUCCACCAGGAUUCCCAGGAGAACACACAGGAGGGUCCUGCCUGGCUCAGGGGAGCCCUUCCUCAGUGAGUUCCUCCACCUUGGGUGGCUCCUGGUUGUUGGAAAUCCCUGGGAAUUCCAUCCCUGGGGCAGAGGGAACUCCCAUCACUUCCACGGCAGUGGGAGAGCUCCACCAAGAACAGCAUUUCUGCCAGCAAAGGAGGAGAAGCUGCAGCCUUAAUUCCUUAAUUUUGGGGGGGGUUGUUUCAUGCCUGCCUAUUCCAUGAAGAAAGAAAACACUGAAGAGAAUCCGAAGCUUUUUUCUUCUUUUUUUUUUUUUGUACAGAAAACUUUACGUUUAAAUAAAAGAGAAAAAAAAAAUAAACCUCAGGAGAAACUUGGUGGGCAGGUGGAAAAUUUGCACUGUGAUAUAGCUUUGGCAUUAAAUUCACACCUCUUUUCUUUCUUUUUUUUAGUUUUCUUUUUUGCUGGUACAACUGCCCCUUGCUAAUUUUCAGAGAGGGUGGCUGAGGGGAGGGACCUCCAGGUGAGGAGGGCACACAGGGCCUGGGGAAGGGAUGGGAAGGGUUGCACACCAGGGCAGAUCAGGCUGGAUGGGAAGAGGUUUUUAUGGUUUCAGCACUGACCAUUUUCCCCUAAAAGGCUUUCCCAGGAUGCCAGGAAUGGUUCAGGAUGAGGAUUUUUGGGCGGACGAUUCUGGUGAAGGUUGGAACAUUUCUGAGACAGAUCUAGGCCUCAAGCUCAUCCUGCUGCCCCAGCACCAGCCCCGUGCUCCAGCCCAUCCAUCCCCACCCCCGUGGCUCCCCAGCAGGGCUGCUGAGCGUUUUUAGGGUUUUUUAAGGGUUUUUUUAGGGUUUUUUGGGGGUUUUUGGGGCUCCAGAGCCCCUCUGGAAGCAUCGGCGUCUGUCCCGCCAAAGGUGCAUGAGCUGAAAGCAAAGCUUUCCCUCCGAGGACAAACCUGCUUUUUGCUCUCACAAUUCACUGGGCCACUCUAGAAGUCGUUGCUGCAGGUUGAGAACAUUUGUGGUGCAGCUCAGGGCCCUGAUGAAACCUUUUUUUUUUGUGUCCUUCAGCACGGAAAAAGAGAAUUUCCGCCACUGGGGCAUGCGCAUGUGUAAGCUUUAUUUCUGUGAAUAGGGCACUUACAGCUUAAGGUGUGUGUGUUCUGUCUUUCUCUCCCCCCCUGUAUUUUCUUGUCUUUGGUAUCCAUGUAGUACGGACUGUAAAGUUUAUGAGAUCUCAUUUUUGUAACAUAAGCUUUAAAAAAAAAAAUAUUAUAGAAGCCUCCAAAGCUUUCAAACGGGGAAGCUUCACGUAAACUUUGUACUAGAAUGUCCCUAUCAAACACCUCUAUUUUUCUACAAUGAUUGAUUAAGCAGUUUAACAAUGUAUUUUGUGUCAAUGAUUUCAACUGAAUUGGUACGAAGACAAUUAAGAAUUGAAUGCUGUUAAUUAACAAUGGAUUUUCAAGCCGUA
Messenger RNA from Zonotrichia leucophrys gambelii, 4498 nucleotides. RefSeq names its product potassium inwardly rectifying channel subfamily J member 6 (gene KCNJ6). NCBI's taxonomy places the organism in Eukaryota, Metazoa, Chordata, Aves, Passeriformes, Passerellidae. The record is from RefSeq and is a predicted model, not a curated record. Gene Ontology annotation, molecular function: G-protein activated inward rectifier potassium channel activity. Bases 492 to 1763 code for a protein of 423 amino acids. The transcript has 4 exons. Gene Ontology annotation, cellular component: plasma membrane. Gene Ontology annotation, biological process: regulation of monoatomic ion transmembrane transport; potassium ion import across plasma membrane.